Habropoda laboriosa is the source of this 2042-nucleotide messenger RNA. RefSeq names its product HEAT repeat-containing protein 3. Gene Ontology annotation, biological process: protein import into nucleus; ribosomal large subunit biogenesis. The coding region runs from base 135 to 2042 and encodes 635 amino acids. The transcript is spliced from 6 exons. The record is from RefSeq and is a predicted model, not a curated record. Lineage: Eukaryota; Metazoa; Arthropoda; Insecta; Hymenoptera; Apidae.
AGUUCUAUUUCUAUUCGAUGAAAUUUCUUCGAUGAAAAGAGAAAGAUAAAGAAGGAGAAAGAUAAGAAUAGAAGUAACACGUGGUUUUAGCUUAACCUUACUUAACCAGUGUAAUAUUUGCCUAUUGUUAAAAUAUGGGAAAGCAAAAAAGACAGAGAAGGAAACCUCAUAAAGAGAACCCUACCGGCCUUAUGUCUGUUAAAGAUUUCGAAGCAGAAGAAGCGGAGUAUGUCACGAACAAAGAUCGAGAAAAUGCUUUGCAAAGAGUAUACGAAGAAAUACAAUCCGCCAAUGUUGAGGAAAAAUUGUCUGGAUUACAAACAUUGGAAUCAAUGUCUUACGAUUCGAGCCUUGCCAUAGAGAUUGCAAAAAAUGGAAUUGCCAAAAUGAUAGGACCAUUACUUGUUGAUCAAAAUGUAGUUGUUAGAUCUGGCAGUGCAAGUGCUUUAAGAUAUAUUGCAGAAAAUGGACAAAUUGAAGCCCACACAAGUUUAUUGAAAGAUGACAUUAUGACUCCACUUUGUUUUUUAUUAAAGCAAUAUUCAACACAUUGGCAACCAAAAUUUGAACAAAAAGAAAAAGGCAAAGGAAUUGAUGAAAAGGAAGCAUUCAUCCAAUCAAUCAUAUUGUUAUGGACAUUGUGUGAACAUAAUGAAUAUGCUGUAAAACGUUCUAAUGAAGAAGAUCUUGUUUCUGUUUUAACUAAAUUUUUUGAUAUUGCCACUUUUGGCAUAGAAAUUGUUACAAUUAUUGUACAAUGCUUAUUAUCCUUGUCAGAAGAUAAUUCUGCAGCUGUAAAAAAACUGAAAGUCUGUGAAUAUACACUUAUUCAACUCUUAAACAUAGAGGUCAGUGAAGCUAGUAUUUCUGAAACAAUUUGCCUUAAAACUGCUAUAAGUGGUUUGUUAAUUAAUAUGACAAACUGCACAGAAAAUAAUUCUACAAUUUGCAAAGUAAUAAAUGUACUUUCUGAUACACUUUCUGUUGAUUGUAAGCAGUUAUUAUCUAGUUUGACAUCAAUUUUACCUCAUGAAAAAAAUACCUUUUCAAGCAGUGCAAGGAAGAAGGUACAGGAGAAUAGAAGAAUUUUUACUGCACAGCAGCAGGCACUAGAAAUCUUAGCUAAUUUAUGUUCAGAAGAUCAAGAGGAUGAGAAUGAUUCUUAUAUAGAUGAUUCAGACUGUGAAGCUGAGGGUAUAGAUGAUGUUUUGAUGAAUGACAAACUAUAUAAAACCAUUGGUUCUGUACCAUUAGAAGUAGUGGAAGUUUUCAACAGUUGUAACAUAGUAAAGAAAGUGUGGGAUAAAACUAGAGCAGUGGAUGAAGAUACAGUAGAAAUACUACUGCAAAAUAUUGAAGGAAUAGCUGUCUUAAAGCAAAUGCAGAAAUUAAAAUGCAGAGCUUAUUUAUGUUUAAACAACUUGAUAACAAGUUUAGAAAUUGAUGUACUUGGUGGUGUGGAAAAUUUAUACAGAAUGUGGGUGGAUAUUGGAACAGUUAUCUUCAAUGACACAAGCUCAUAUAACAUAGAAUUACUAGAAGCUGCUACAUCAACAAUGAGAGCAGCUAUCCAAAAGCUAUCGGAGGAAAAAGCAAACAUUUUUAAUCGACUAACGCUAGCUGACGUUACACCAAUAUUAAGUGAAGGACGUCAAUGUCCAAAUACGAACGUUCGAGUAAAUUUGAUUCGAAUAUUGGGAAACUUAGCUUUGAUUUUAACGAACAAUGAUACUCUCGAAGCUCGCGAGAUAAUCAAGCAUGUAUCAUGGUUUUUAUUGGAGACUUGUAAAUUGGAAUCGAAGGUUUGGAUUAUGGCAGAAUCAUUGGAUGCAAUAAUGGACAUAUACGCGGAAGAUGAUAGCGAUCAGUUAGCAAAUGAAUUUAAAUUAUUAGAGAAAUUACAUGGCGUAGUACCACUUUUUAAAAAUAAGGUGAAGCAACAGAGGGAAAGCUUGGGAGACAAUGUUGCAGUGGUGUCGACAGUAAAUACGAAUAUCACGAGAUUCGUAAAGUAUAAAGAAAAACGAAUGAAAGAUCUUUAG